Triticum aestivum (bread wheat) is the source of this 1612-nucleotide messenger RNA. RefSeq lists its product as uncharacterized. The coding region runs from base 499 to 1074 and encodes 191 amino acids. The record is from RefSeq and is a predicted model, not a curated record. The transcript is spliced from 2 exons. NCBI's taxonomy places the organism in Eukaryota, Viridiplantae, Streptophyta, Magnoliopsida, Poales, Poaceae.
CCUUUCCCUUUGUUCUUCAGAGGCCAAUGCCGCUCUUCAGGAACGGUUGGGCGAAGCCAACACCGCCCUAUGCGCCAAGGAGGUGGAGUGCGGCAAGCUCGCCACAGAGCGCGACCUGCUGGCCGCGCAGCUGGCGGAGCAGAAGGAGUUGCUUAAGGCGGCACAGGACGAGGCAGAGAAGAGAGAGACCGCUCUCCUGGCCGAGUUCGAAAGCAAGCGCACCUCCUGGACUGACAAGGAGGCGAUGCUGACCUCCGGCUUCCACGAGAUUGAAGACAUUGUCGACGACUUCUUCCCUGGCCACUCGUAGGCGGUCCCUCGAGCCAUCGAGGCUGACCGCGAGGCGCGGAGGGCGAAUGGCGAGGAGAUCGCCGCCAACGCCCCCUGACCAUUGACGAGCAGCUCCUGAGCAUCGAGACUCGUCUGCGGCCAGCCCAUCAGCUGCUGCGCCGUCUUCAACGCGCCGGUGCUCAGGCAAUUGCCGCCCUGUGGCCGGGCAUGCCGGCUCUGCGCACUCCUAGUCAGACUGCCAACUGGCUGGAGGUCGCAGCUGGCCGUCUUAAGGCUUGGAAGGGUUCCUCGACCCAGGAUGGAGCGCGUCGGGCCUUGGAAUUCGUCAAGGCUUGGUAUCCAGGGCUGGACCUGGACCGGCUGGCCGCGUUCCGGUCAGAGGCCCAGACAGAGCUGGUGGCUGUGGAAGGCGUCCUCGUCGAGCGUGCGGCGGCGAUUGCCGACUACACCAACACCAGCGUCUUCGUUCCUAAGCGGGCCGUGAACGGCGAGGAGGUGCCACCGGAGUGGUUCGGGAUGAACCCGGACUAUGACGAGGACUCGGCGGAGGUGAUCGGCUCCAGCGCCGAGGAGGAAGAAGAGGCGGAGGACGGAGGCGAGACGGAGGCGCCAGAAGACGGAGCGGACGACCAGUCUCAGCUCGACCGCGCCUCCAGCAACGAGUCGCGUCCGACUGAGCCGGCCGCCGCCGUAGACGAUCAAACUGAGACUGCCCAGCCGGCCGCUCCGGGGCCUGACACCGCCGUCUCCGCCGACCCUCCGAAUCCGUCUGCCGCUUCUUAGGCUGCCGUCUUGCCUUUUUUUUAUCUGCUUUUAGUAGUCUUUGAAAGAACUUGUUAAUUUGCACAAUUCCACCCGCGGGGUGUAUUUUGAACUUGGCCAGAGGCCUAUGUUAUGUAAAUAUCUACCCGACUUCUAUCUUUCCUUGGUUGUUGCUCUUUUGGCUUUUCCCUUUGCCGCCUUCCCACAAUCGCCGCUUUGCCAGACGAACAACCGCUGGGUCAAAUGCUUGGCUACCUUAGGGAAGGCAAGUACUUGGCCUUUUUAGAGUUUUUUAACAAGUAGGAUAGAAGGUGGCAAGCCGACUAUUCAAGAGUUGGCUCUGCGAAGAGAGGCUGGAAGCCGGCUUGGGCUAUGCUUAUGCUUUGGGUCCUUAGCAAUUUUUUCGUGUGGGCGCUCAUUCUUCCUUACUCUCUGCCCACCAACAGUCGCUCUGCGAGCUGCGGCUUCUGACACGAGACGGCUUAAGCACCGCACACUACUUGUCCGACUGCAGGAAGCAUUUCAUAGCGCAAGAUGGCGAGUCCCCGGGCCGACUAGU